Molecule: messenger RNA, 1105 nt
Organism: Cimex lectularius (bed bug)
Lineage: Eukaryota; Metazoa; Arthropoda; Insecta; Hemiptera; Cimicidae
Exons: 4
Coding region: 149-1033 (294 amino acids)
Source: RefSeq, a predicted model, not a curated record
ACCCAGCCGGUAACGCAGUCGUGUCUGUGAAAAGUGACAGUUAUGGUGAUACUGAUGCCAACGCUACGUGGAAAACUUUGUUAAACUGUGCUACCUGCGAGGAUUUCUUGUGAUUUUGGCAUUGGGAGGAUAAUUUUUUUUCAUUAAAAUGCCAUGUGACAACAAAGCCUUUCUUAAAGGUGUUCAAGUCGCUAUUUGCACAGUGGCUCUAAUCUUCAAAGUGAUGACGACAUGGGAAGCGGACAGGGUGAACCAUUUUCUGCAGAAGCAGUCCCGAGAGUGGACCGGUGCCAGCUACACGCACGCCACCUCACUCACGUCCAUUUUUAUGGACAUCACGUUCGGAGGAUUUUUGAUAAUAUGCCUGUGCCAGCUUGUCGGACACGUCUUGGGCGACCCCAAGACCAAAUCAGAGUCAAUGAUGAUGGUGAUCGGUUUUUUGAUGAUGGCCGGUUCCGGAGGCAUUCUGGUAUCAUCGAUCGACGACGUUCCUGACCAGUUGUACGACAACACCAUCGUACUCGCCGUACUGGCGUUGAUCGGCGGUGUUCUCUUCCUGACGGACGCGGGGACAAAGUGCGCAAGGAAAGAGAGGCCAAAGAAGCUGCCGGCUAGGUCGAAACGAGACAUCGUCGUCAUACCGAAACAAGAGGAGAAGAAAGAAGAAGAAGUCGCGACGGUUGAACAACCGACCGUGGAACAUCAAAGAGAAGAACAACCUAAAGAAACGCCCCCCGGUCAUGCUAAGAGUGAGAACGGUGGGAUCAGCAGCGUCCAGAUAAGGAUAAAGGACCCGAAGAAAAAUUGGGCUGUUUAUGGUGACAUGCCACCAAGGAGCACAUCAGAGCUGGACGUCCUUGCAGAAGCGGAAGUGGUCGACCGGAUGCUCACCCGUGGCGAACAUGUUGCAAUGACCAGGUCCGCAAUGGGCCAGGUGCCAGACUUCAAGCAGUCACCACUCAGGCACACUUCAUCUUUCUACAUCACUCCGACGCCGCAUUUUGCCUGGAAGAGGCUCAGCGAGAAAACUUAAUGUUUAAUUUUUAUAUAUAUUUAUGGUUGUAUUUUUAUGUUUUAUAUCGGAUAAUAAUAGAAAAUUUUCGAA